UUCGUUCGCACCAACGAGCGCGUCCCCAGCACGCACCGAAUUCCCCAAGACAGAAAUUCGCGCACUCAACACGAAGAAAACCGAGCCGCUCGCUCCCUUUCCCUUCGUCUUCCCCCCUCCCGACGAACUCGCCGCGCUUCUCCCCCGCGUGAUCGCUUCCAUGUCACAAACCCGAGGACCCUCCUAACCUCGCCCUCCCCCCACACACAGCCGCGGGCCAUGGCGCCGCCGCCGCGGCUCGCCAUCCUCCUCCUCUGCAUCUUCUUCUCCCUCGCCGCGGCGGCCGCGGCGGCGGAGGGGUGCGGGAGGAACACGAGCCUGGAGGGGUACGAGGCGGACCUGCGGAUGUCGCAGCAUCAGCUGCGUGGCCGCGUGGCGGUGCUGGACGGCUGCUCGUUCCGCGUCUCGGGGCUCGACCUACUCGCCGGCUCGUCCUCGGCCCGCUGGUGGCGGGCCCAGGGCGCCGACCUGGAGUCGCUCUCCCGGGGAUCCCCCGCCGCCGCUGACCCGCUCAACCGCACCUUCGCCUCCGAGUCGCUCGUCUUCCGCCUCCUCCCGGGCCUCUCCUGGCCGCUCGUCCCCUUCCUCGCCGCCUUCGACCCCCUCACCUCCUCCCUCUUCGGCUUCGUCCGCCUCCCCUCCAACACCUCCGAUUCCGAUCCCACGGAUUCCGAUUCCGGUGGCGAUGGCUCGUCAUCAUCCGCGGCUCCCACCAUGCUCGCCUCCUGCGCGCAGCUCUCGCCGCGGUUCCGCGUGCGCUGGACGCUCAACGAGUCCGCCAACGCCAUCGACGUCGGGCUCGAGGCGGCCGUCGGCUCCGAGUUCUACAUGGCGUUCGGGUGGGCCGCCGGGAAGCCGGCCUCCAUGAUCGGCGCCGACGUGGCCGUCGUCGGGUUCACCGAGGACGGGCUCCCUUUCGCCGAGGACUACUUCGUCACCAAGCGCAGCGAGUGCGUGCUGCGGGGUGCCGACGGCGGCGCGGAGGGCGUCUGCCCGGACACGAUCUACGGAGGCCGCAAUGGCACCGCCGCGGAGGUCAAUAACACGCGGCUCGUCUAUGGCCAUCGCCGCGACGGCGUCUCCUUCGUGCGCUUCUCGCGCCCGCUGGUCUCCCCCGACAAGAAGUACGACGUGCAAGUCAACGCCACGAAGAACAUGACGGUGAUCUGGGCCAUCGGGCUGCUCCGGCCGCCGGACUCGCUCAGCCCGUACUACCUGCCGCUCAACCAUGGCGUGCCAGCUGGGACGGCGUUCGGGUUCCUCGAGCUCAACGUGUCGGAGACGACCAGUUGCCACGGGCCAUUGGACGCCGACGACAAGGAGGACCAAGGCAGGAUCACGGCGGAGAGGCAGACGCCUUUAGUGGUGACGGUCGGGCCGGCAAUGCAUUACCCGAACCCGCCCAACCCGGACAAGGUGCUCUACAUCAACAAGAAGGAGGCUCCUCUGCUCAAGGUGGAGCGCGGCGUGCCGGUCACCUUCUCGGUCGAGGCCGGGCACGACGUGCCAUUGUACAUCACGUCGGAUGCUGUGGGAGGGAAUGCCACGUCCAGGAACAUGUCCGAGAUCAUCUACGCCGGUGACUCAAAGUCGGAGGGCGUGCCGGCCACACCGACGGAGCUCGUCUGGCUGCCCGACCGGAACACGCCGGACCUCGUGUACUACCAGUCCCUGUAUGAUCCCAAGAUGGGGUGGAAGAUCCAGGUGGUUGAUGGUGGCCUCAGUGACAUGUACAACAACAGCGUGCUGCUGGAUGAUCAGCAGGUGACGUUCUUCUGGACUCUCUCCGGUGACUCCAUUAAUAUUGCUGCCCGAGGCGAGAAGAAGAGCGGGUACCUCGCCAUUGGCUUUGGGACCGCAAUGGUGAACAGUUAUGCUUACGUCGGGUGGAUUGACGGUGAUGGCAGGGGGCAUGUUGGAUCAUAUUGGAUCGAUGGGAAGGACGGGAUGAGCGUGCACGAGACACAUGAGAAUAUCACCUACAAGAGGUGCCGAUCGGAGAAUGGCGCGAUCGUGUUCGAGUUCACUCGUCCAUUGACACCUUCGUGCAGUGGAAGGGUAGAGUGCAAGAACAUCAUUGAUCCCUCAACCCCUCUGAAGGUCAUCUGGGCCAUGGGUUCCCAGUGGUCAUCUGGUCGUUUGAGCGUGAAUAAUAUGCACUCUGCCACGAGCAACCGUCCUGUCAGGAUCCUUUUGCUGAGUGGUUUGGCUGAGGCAGUGCAGGAUUUGCGUCCGGUGCUCGCUGUCCAUGGAUUUAUGAUGUUUGUGGCAUGGGGUCUGUUGCUUCCGGGAGGAAUUGUGGCGGCCAGGUACCUGAAGCAUCUGAAAGGCGAUCUCUGGUUCCAGGCUCACACAUACCUUCAGUACUCCGGUGUGGCCGUCAUGUUCUUGGGCGUUCUGUUCGCAGUUGCCGAGCUCCGAGGCUUCUCUUUCAAGUCCACACAUGCUAAAAUUGGCUUGUUGGCAUUUACAUUCACCUCUGUGCAGCCAAUAAAUGCAUAUCUCCGACCACACAGAGCAGAGAAUAGGGAAAUUCUGUCAAGAAAGAGGGUGAUAUGGGAAUAUCUGCAUGUCUUCACUGGGAGGACUGCUUUGGUAGCUGGUGCCACGGCUCUCUUUACUGGUUUGCAGCAUCUCGGACACAGGUACGGCAGCAAGACCAUCAAGGGACUUACAUGUGGAUUGGUUCUAUGGGUUGUGAGUGGUGUAUUGGUAGUGGUAUACCUUGAAUACAUAAAGGUUAAGCGAAGAAGAGAUGGCGCCGAUGGCCUUACACACAAAUGGGUGCUUGGCAACACCGAGGAAGACGAUUCGGUUGAUCUAUUGCAGUCCGACAGGUUUGCCAGUAAAAUGAAGUCUAGUUUUCCUGGACCUGAGGAAGUACAGCUUGAGCCACUCAAAGGAUGAAUGAACCAUUUUUCUUCUGUUACGGAGUACAUAUCAACAUAAAGGAUUUUAGUUAAGAUUCUUCGUAGAUAGAACAAAGUGGAGAUGUGCAUCUCGAGGUAAAAGGAUUUUACUUGAGGUUCUCUACUGAUACAAGGAUUUUGAGUACCUCCUCUUUUACUGCAUGAGAGGUAUUAUCAUGACACAUGGUCUAGAGUAGGUUUUCUUGAGCGUAGGUCCUCUUCUUUAGAGUCUUCUAACUUAUUGGCUGGUCUGUAUAUCUGUACAAUUUUGGUCUGGCUAAAAGAGAGUACUAUUCCUUUUUAAA
This is a messenger RNA of Brachypodium distachyon (stiff brome), 3214 nucleotides long. Its product is annotated as cytochrome b561, DM13 and DOMON domain-containing protein At5g54830-like. The coding region runs from base 220 to 2907 and encodes 895 amino acids. The record is from RefSeq and is a predicted model, not a curated record. The transcript has a single exon. NCBI's taxonomy places the organism in Eukaryota, Viridiplantae, Streptophyta, Magnoliopsida, Poales, Poaceae.